Messenger RNA from Cuscuta epithymum, 2995 nucleotides. NCBI's taxonomy places the organism in Eukaryota, Viridiplantae, Streptophyta, Magnoliopsida, Solanales, Convolvulaceae. The record is from the annotation of a GenBank genome assembly.
GAUUAUCUGAGAAGGCUCAUAAAUGUCUCCGGUCCCUUCUUCUUCUUCGUUGCAUUGGCGCGUACCUCAAAUCUUAAAAGAUACGGAGUGUAGAUAGGAGAUUAAUGGUUAUGUUCUUAAAGCUCAGACAGAGCAGGUUCGGGGCCAUUAAUUUGGUGGCCAAUUCAAGCUCGCCCAGAUUUUGAGUUUUACGGCGAAGGGAGCAUUUAAAUGGAAGUAUCCAUCACACUGCUUAGCUUUCUUUCAUCCGCCUGUUUCUGAAUUACUAGGUCGGCCGGCCGGCCGGCGCAUUUCUUUUGCUGCUAUCCCUCUCACUCUAAGGUUUCUGGUCUUAGAAGGUUAUGGAUCAUCCUCUCAGAGGGCUGCCUGAGACCUCUAUAAACAGGUUCGAGUUAGAGAAUGAAGUCAUUUUUCCGACUGUUGAACAAUCACUGGGCAUUCCAGACAAUGAUAAUAUUCAUGGCCUUGGUACUCAUUCUCCUGCUUUGGACUCUGAUCCUAUGCUAGACUAUAUUUGCCAGAUUCUACUGGAGGAGGAUAGCAUUGAUGGGAACAAUCACAACAUGUUCUUUGACCCCAUUGCUCUUACAGCUACUGAGAAAUCGUUUUAUGAAGCCUUGCGUGGUAACCCUUCCUCGCCUUUUUACACUAAUGAUAUUGAUCCUGCAGAAUCUAAAUCAUCUGUGACCUAUGAUUUGAGCUAUGAUGUUGAUUCUGUUGAAUCUAUAUUAUCUGUCACAUGUGAUCAUACGGAUCUUACCAUCCAGCCAUCAUCAAGGCAGACUAACAUGGAUGGGCUAAAUGGGGCUUCACGUAGCCUUCAUAGCCUUAAAUUGGUUCCAAAUAUAUGUUGUGAUCACAGUGAGUCGAUGUUGAAAUUAAAGAGAGGUGUGAAGGUAGCUGAUAAAUACGGAUUGCCUACAGAGGCCAAAAGUGAUCUCAUCCCUAUAGAGAAGGACCAAUCAGCUGACUUGUGUAGAGGAAGGAAACAUUACCAUCCAGAUGAAAUUGGGUUGGAGGAAAGGAGAAGCAAGCAGUCUGCUGUAUAUAAGGAGGAGGCUGAGUUGUCAGAGGUGUUUGAUAAAGUUUUGUUGUGCACUGAUGAUAAUGACUCUCCAUCCAGAGUCGGCCGCCCACAACACAAAGCGCGAAGUGGUCGCAAGAGCCAUUCAAAGAAAAGAAGAGAUAAUUGUGAAAUUGUUGAUCUAGAGUCUCUUUUAACCAGCUGUGCACAAUCUGUUGCUGCUAAUGAUUAUAGGGCUGCAGAAGUUAAAUUAAAGAAGAUCAGGCAGCACUCUUCGCCUGCCGGCGAUGCAAACCAAAGGUUGGCUAACAUAUUUGCUGACAGUCUUGAGGCACGGUUGGCUGGAACUGGGACACAGCUGUGUGCGGCUUUAUCUCCUAAUAACAUCAUAAUCACCGAGACGCUAAAAUCCUACCUGUCAUGUUUGCCAUUUACGAGAUUAUCAAUUUUAUUUGCUAAUAACAUGAUUUACGAAGUAGCAUCAGAAGUUGCAUCACUGCAUGUUAUAGAUUUUGGUAUUCUUUACGGUAUCCAGUGGCCCACUCUUAUUCGGGAUCUGUCACAGAGACCUGGUGGCCCUCCAAAACUUCGAAUAACAGGGAUUGAUCUCCCACAACCUGGUUUUCGUCCAUCACAAAUGUUAGAGGAAACUGGUUGUCGUUUGGCAAAAUAUUGUGAGCGUUUCGGUGUGCCAUUCGAGUACAAUUCCAUAAUAGCGAACAAUUGGGAGACACUUAAAACCGCUGAAUUUAAGCUGGUAAAGGGUGAGGUGGUUGCUGUUAACUGUAUUGAUCGACUCGAACACCUUUUGGAUGAAACAGUAGUUAUUGGGGAAAGCCCAAAGGAUGCAAUUCUAAAUUUAAUCCGAGAAGUAAAUCCUCAUAUAUUUGUGCAAUCUGUCCGUAGUGGAGCUCACAACUCUCCUUUCUUUCUCACUCGGUUUCGGGAGGCUCUCUCAUUCUAUUCUGCUGUCUUUGAUAUGUCAGACGCUACUUUACCUAGCCAUGGUAAUGAGAGGUCGAAUUUCGAACAACAAUUUUUGAGACGCGAUAUAAUCAAUAUCAUUGCAUGUGAGGGCAUGGAAAGAUUGGUGAGGCCUAACACAUACAAACAGUGGCACUCUCGCAUGAUGAGGAUUGGCUUCACUCCCAUAUCCAUAAACCCUGAACUUAUGAAGAAGUACAUGUGCAAGGUGAGGGAAGGAUAUCACAAAGAUUUUCUUUUUGCACAAGACGGCCAUUGGAUCCUACAGGGAUGGAAAGGCCGGAUUUUUGGUGGUACCUCUUGCUGGAUCUGAAAAAUUUGCACUCAGAUAGACGAUAGAGACGAUGGAGACCGGACCGGUUGGGAUGAAGGUAAGGAGGAGAUAGCAACAAAGAACAAUUGGCAUGGUGGAGGGCUGACAUUGAAGAACAACUCCGACGGAUGAUAAUGAAGGCAAUAGUCAUUGUCAUCGAGGGGAAAGCCAGUAUACGCCGUUGAAAAACUGGCCUUGAUGGCGAGGAUGGAACAAUAAUUGUACCAGGAAGAUGAAGCAAAAGAGGGAAAAACAAAUAACAGAAGAAGGAGAUGGAACUAGAGGAGAAAAAUAAAACAUAAAACAAGAAGAGGAAACACGCGAUAAUGAAAAGAAGAGUAUGAUACGGUGUACAUAGCAGGUGGGAGAACGAAAUUACGAAAAGGGUUUGGAGUCUUGGAAGGAGUUGCCAGAGAAAAAGCUAGGAGAGAGAAAAUGGGAAAAAGAAAAACAAAACAAAAAAAAGAAAGUGGAACGAAACCCGACACGUGGUUAGGUGACCGGCCAAAACUGUUUUUUCAAGUCACCGGCUUGUUUGUAGAAGACGGUUUGUAAAUGUGGGAUUAUUUUAGAAUUAUGUAUAUUUGGGAUUAAUAUUAGAAAACCUCUAAUAGUUGGGAUUAUUCUUGUGAAUUUUUCCUUUAUUUAAUCACUUCUGCCCAUUUCAUUAAAAA